CUUCCAGUGAGUUGUGUCAAAAAUAAUCAAUUACUAAUUUAUUCGUAAUUUCCAUAUUUAUCGACGUCUAGUCAUCAAUAGUUUUUCAAAUUCAUAGUUUACUUUUUAAGGUCUCUUUCUUAGACAACAAAUAUGAGCUCCCAUCAAUCAAUAGAUCAAUCAAGGGAAGUGAAGCCAUCGUCUGGAGCUGUCAAAAUUGUUGAAAAACAAGCACAACGAAGAAUCUUUAAAAUUAUAGUAAUUGGUGACUCUAAUGUUGGUAAAACGUGUUUGACAUACCGCUUUUGUAGUGGAAAAUUUCCUGACAAGACUGAAGCAACCAUAGGGGUUGACUUUAGAGAAAAGACUGUGGAUUUAGAUGGGGAACAAAUAAAGCUUCAGCUUUGGGACACUGCUGGCCAAGAGAGAUUUAGAAAAAGUAUGGUACAACAUUAUUACAGAAAUGUGCAUGCUGUUGUAUUUGUGUUUGAUGUUACAAAAAUGAGCUCCUUUGAAAAUAUGCCACAAUGGAUAGAAGAAUGUGAUCGACAUAACUUGGACAAAAAUCUUCCCCGUAUAUUUGUGGGCAAUAAAUGUGACAUGAAAGAUAAAAUAGCAGUAAACACAAAUUUAGCCCAGAAAUUUGCAGAUAGUCAUAACAUGCCGUUAUUUGAGACCUCAGCAAAGGAUGAUGAAAAGGCCAAUCAUGUGGAUGCUAUAUUUAUGACAAUGGCGCAUAAACUGAAAAAUGCCAAGCCCAUGAUGUCACCACACAUGUCACGUUAUACCCCAGGUGAAAUAAGAGAGGUGAUUAAUGUACGGGCUAGUCCACAUCAUAGAGGUCUUCAAUCUAUUAAUCCUAAUGAAGAAAAAACUGAUAACUGUGCUUGUUGAUAUUAUACUGACAGUAGUUUUAAAAUACAUUUUAUAUACCACAUCACAUCAAUUUAAAAUGUAUCCCUUUUGAGAAUCGAGACUAAUAUAUCUAAACUAACAUAAAGUUUCUUGGCUGUUCUAAAACAUCUGCCAUUUGUAUUUUUCAAAUUUAUUUAGAGACUCUUUUUGUUAAACAUAGUGAUAUUUACUAUUCUUUGUCAGAUGCAAUGAUAUAUGCGGUUUCAGAUCUUGUGGCUGUAUUCAAAUCACUGUGAUUUUACUAGUUGCUAUGCUUAUUUCAGUUAUUGCAGGCUUAAUAAAUAUCCUAGAUCUCUAAUUUCAAUUUUCCAGGUCGUUAGGAGCAUCAUAUUUUCAGAUCAAAAUAAGUUUUGUGACUGGACAGUGAAACCAAUGGCCUUAUUAACCUUGAAGGAACAUAUCUUUCAAAAACUUGUAUUAUGAUAAUAUACACUGAUCUGUUUCUGCAUUCUUUACUGAAUGUAAAAAUUCCUUUAUAUUUAUUGGUAUCUUAGAUGUAGCACCAGAUUGGUAUUAAAUGUUCCUUAAGGAAAAUCAAAUGGAAUUGAAAUUACUAUGAUUUAAUUUAAUAAUAAUAUGUAAAGUCUGAUUUACUGAAAUUGAGUGCAAUCUUUUUAUCGCCCUGGUACAUUAUAACUGUGACGAUAUGAAUCUCCCAUUUUAUUUCUCAAUAAGGAAAAGGGUUUCUUUGUUUAAAAUCCAUUUUGUCAUAGUUUUUAAACAAAAAUAUGGUGUA
Molecule: messenger RNA, 1630 nt
Organism: Patella vulgata (common limpet)
Lineage: Eukaryota; Metazoa; Mollusca; Gastropoda; Patellidae
Product: putative Ras-related protein Rab-33
Exons: 2
Coding region: 133-873 (246 amino acids)
Biological process (GO): Rab protein signal transduction
Cellular component (GO): endosome; Golgi apparatus
Molecular function (GO): GTPase activity; GTP binding
Source: RefSeq, a predicted model, not a curated record